Mangifera indica (mango) is the source of this 3691-nucleotide messenger RNA. Its product is annotated as leucine-rich repeat receptor protein kinase HPCA1-like. Gene Ontology annotation, biological process: protein phosphorylation. Lineage: Eukaryota; Viridiplantae; Streptophyta; Magnoliopsida; Sapindales; Anacardiaceae. The transcript is spliced from 19 exons. The coding region runs from base 646 to 3510 and encodes 954 amino acids. The record is from RefSeq and is a predicted model, not a curated record. Gene Ontology annotation, molecular function: protein binding; protein kinase activity; ATP binding.
CAUCUGGAAUUAUUUUCCACCUAUUUUUAAUUAAAAACCCUUAAAUUAUUGCCUCAAACAGUUGCUUGUUUGUUCAUGUUAAAAUUCAACACGUUGAAUGAUUCCUAAUGAAUACUUGAAAAUUUUUCCAACCGCACAACCACAAGCCAAGUCAUAAAUUUUUUUUCCGCUGGUCUGAUAAUUAUCGAAAUAAUAAACCACCAAAUGCUUCUCACCAAUACUCUGUUCAUACAUUUAAUGCAACCCAGUUGUUAGACUGCGUCAAUUCAGACCAGAUUUUUAGUUAUUAUAAUAUAUUUUGAUUUUUUGGUUGGCCAUGGACCAAUGUAAGACAACUCCAGUUCAUUUUCUUGAACGUUUACUUGGUGUUUUUAAGUUAAAAAAUAGAUUAUUGACUUUGUAACCUCCAACGUGCAAGCGAUCUUCUGUAUUUCUUCCGGGAUGAGACAAAGCUUUGGUUGCCAAUUAAUAUGAACCAACAUGCUUUAUAACUCUGUUUUGUCAAAUUUGUGGCUUUCCAUCAGCUGUUUUAGAGAAUUAUAUCAUAUGGGUUUUGUGUUUUCUGCAAGUUUAGAAACUGAGAGGACAAGAAAAGUUGUAAAGCUUCUUCAAGUUUGAAGCUUGUAUUUAUUUGUUUCUUCAGAAAUGGGUCUAAAAUUUCAAGUGUUUGUGCUGUGUCUUUCAAUCCAAUUUUUAAUCAUAGCAGCAACAACUAACUCAGAUGAUGCUGCUGCUCUAUCGUCUCUCAAGGAUAUCUGGCAGAAUUUUCCACCUAAUUGGAAGGGCUCAGAUCCUUGUGGUGGAAAUUGGGAUGGAAUUCAGUGCAGCAAGUCUCGUGUGAUUUCUAUAACAUUAUCAGGCAUUGGAUUGUCGGGUACUCUAUCCGGAGACAUAACAACUUUAUCAGAAUUACAAACUCUGGAUUUAUCCUACAACCAGGAUCUGACCGGACCCCUUCCAUCAACAAUCGGGAAUUUGAAGAAGCUAACAAACUUAAUCUUGGUAGGUUGCGGUUUUUCUGGGCCAAUUCCCAACUCAAUUGGAUCUCUAUCCAAGCUUGUCUUUCUAUCUCUAAAUUCUAAUAGUUUUAGUGGACCAAUUCCGCCUACUAUCGGUAACCUGGCCGAACUUUAUUGGCUUGAUCUCGCUGAUAACAAACUUACUGGGACAGUCCCAGUCUCUAGUGGAAAUUCACCUGGCCUGGAUAUGCUAGUUGGUACCAAGCACUUUCAUUUUGGAAUGAAUCAACUGUCAGGCACCAUCCCGGAACAACUUUUCAGCUCAAACAUGUCUCUGUUACAUGUGCUAUUUGACAGCAACAACCUCAAUGGUAGUCUUCCUACAUCCCUUGGACUUGUGCAAACUCUGGAGGUGGUACGCUUUGAUAGAAAUCAAUUGAGUGGAUCUGUUCCUGCAAACCUCAACAAUCUUUCAAAUAUUAAUGAGCUGUUUUUGUCCAACAAUAGACUGACUGGUCCCAUGCCUAACCUUUCUGGCUUGAAUGCCCUCAGCUACUUGGACAUGAGUAAUAACAGUUUUGAUUCAUCCACUUUUCCUACAUGGCUUUUGACAAUGCAAUUGUUAACAACAUUAACGAUGGACAGUACUCAACUGCAAGGUGAAGUUCCUACUGAAUUUUUCAGCCUUCCCUCUUUACAGACAGUGGUAAUGAGAAACAACCAGCUUAAUGGCACCUUGAACAUUGGCAGCAGCCACAGCACCCAGCUGGAAUUAAUUGAUUUAACAGGAAAUCAAAUUGAUAGUUUCACGGAAACAACAGGAGCAGAAAAUGUUGAGUUCAUACUUGCAAGUAACCCGAUUUGUGAGGAGUCAGGUGCAACAAGAGAUUACUGCUCACCCGACCAAGAGAAUUCCAACUAUUCAACACCAUACAACAAUUGUAUUUCCAGUCCCUGCCCUUCAGAUCAGAUUUCUAGCCCCAACUGUCACUGUGCUCACCCAUAUAAAGGAACUCUAGUCUUCAGAGCUCUCUCCUUUUCAGGCUUGAAUAACUACACUUACUUUACAAGUCUUGUGGAAUCUAUGAUACGAGCAUUCCAGUCUUAUCAACUUCCUGUGGAUUCAAUUUCUUUGAGUAACCCACACUGGGAUUCAAAUGAGUACCUCAAUUUGAAUCUCCAAGUAUUUCCUCCAUCUGGUGAGGAUAGUUUCAAUCUAACAGGAAUUUAUAGUCUUGGAUUUGUCCUUAGCAACCAGACUUACAAACCUCCAAGUGAUUUUGGACCAUACUAUUUUAUUGCUGGGCAGUAUCAGCACUUUGCUGGAGAAUCGGGAUCAAAUAAGUCGACAAACAUUGGCAUUAUCAUUGGAGCAGCAGCUGGUGGUUGUGUCCUUCUGUUACUAUUAAUCUUUGCUGGGGUUUAUGCACAGCGUCAAAAGAAGAUAGCACAAAAAGCAUACGAACAGAACCCUUUUGGACACUGGGAGCAAAACAAGAGCAGUGGUAGUAUUCCUCAACUGAAAGCCGCAAGAUGCUUCUCCUUUGAAGAGGUCAACAAAUGCACAAAUCAUUUUUCAGAAACCAACAGCAUCGGAUCUGGCGGUUAUGGAAAGGUUUAUAGAGGAACUCUUCCCACUGGAGAACUGGUUGCCAUUAAACGAGCUCGACAAGGAUCUAUGCAAGGUGGACAUGAAUUCAAAACAGAGAUUGAACUUCUAUCUAGAGUGCAUCAUAAAAAUCUUGUUGGCCUUUAUGGAUUCUGCUUUGAACAAGGUGAACAAAUGCUAAUAUAUGAGUACAUUCCAAAUGGUUCUCUGAGUGAUACUUUAUCAGGAAAGACUGGAAUCAAAAUGGAUUGGUUAAGAAGACUUAAAAUAACACUUGGAGCAGCCAGAGGCCUAGCCUAUCUGCAUGAGCUUGCGAACCCUCCAAUCAUACACAGGGAUAUCAAAUCAACAAACAUAUUACUAGAUGAUUGCUUAAAUGCAAAGGUUGCUGAUUUUGGUCUUUCUAGAGCUAUGAUUGAGACUGGGAAGGAUCAUGUCUCUACUCAAGUUAAGGGGACGAUAGGUUACUUGGAUCCUGAAUAUUACAUGACACAACAGUUGACUGAAAAGAGUGAUGUUUAUAGCUUUGGAGUGCUGAUGUUGGAGCUAAUAACUGCAAGAAGGCCAAUAGAGCGAGGCAAGUACAUUGUGAGAGAGAUAAAGACUGCAAUUGAUAAGAAAAAAGAUCUGUAUAACCUAUAUGAACUUCUUGACCCAACCAUUGGUUUGGGUACAACACUGAAAGGUUUUGGAAAGUAUGUGGACGUGGCAAUGAGCUGUGUUCAAGAAUCAGGAGCUGAUAGGCCUACAAUGAGUGAAGUGGUGAAGGAGAUUGAGAAUAUUUUGCAGAUUGCUGGUCUAAAUCCGAAAGCAGAAUCAGCAUCCACAUCAGCAAGUUAUGACAAUGCAAGUAAAGAUUCUUUAAAGCACCCUUACGACAAUGUUGAUGAGGCUUUCGAUUACAGUGGUAGCUUUCCGUCUUCAAAUGUAAAGCCUCAUUGAGUAUCACUUAAGUUUUGAAUGUUGAACUUGGUAAGAAAUAGAUAUUCCCAUGUUUGGUAUUUGCCGUGGGUAGAGGAUGCAAAUUGGUUUGGAUGAACACUGUUGUUUGUACUAAUGACUAGAAAUGCAGCUUGUGAUCUUUCAUUGUGAAUAUAGGACAGAAAAACUGUUUACAAGAAAA